Molecule: messenger RNA, 2336 nt
Organism: Culex pipiens pallens (northern house mosquito)
Lineage: Eukaryota; Metazoa; Arthropoda; Insecta; Diptera; Culicidae
Gene: modSP
Product: modular serine protease
Exons: 5
Coding region: 277-2274 (665 amino acids)
Biological process (GO): proteolysis
Molecular function (GO): serine-type endopeptidase activity; protein binding
Source: RefSeq, a predicted model, not a curated record
UAAGCUUCAGAAACAGUUGAGCAUUCAAGUUCACAGAGUUCACACGUUUCGCGAAUCGCGCCGUCGUCGUCGUCGUUUUGUUCAAUAAAGAAGCCAUCAAUAUCGACGCGAAACAGGUUCUGCGUGAGAGGGACUGAAAGAACUGGAUUUGAUAGUGAUUCUUGGAAGAUUCGCCCCCCAAAACAUCGCCGGUUAGAAGAAUGACUCUGCCGUUUAGUGGUAAUCUCAGUUGUGGAUGAUUCGGAAGCUGGGAAGAGCUAUUGGUUUGCGUUUUCGAUGUGGACGACAAGUAAUGGAGGUAUUUGGAGGUGUUUUGUGACGAUCAGUGUCGUUGCUGCACUAAUUACACCUUCCGUGCAAAAUUUGGAGUCGUUCUUCCGUGAUCGUCGGAAAGUAUGCAACUACUACGAGUGGAAGUGCGCCAGCGGCCAGUGCAUCGAGUCGCACCGGCUGUGCGACGGUGUCGUCGACUGCAAGGACAAGUCGGACGAAACGUCCGGCACGUGCGCGUUCAUCCGGUGUCCGAGCUACGCGUUCCGCUGCCAGUACGGCGGGUGCGUCGACGGGACCGCCAUGUGCAACGGGGUGAAGGAGUGCGCGGACAGCUCGGACGAACACCUGCACUGUCCGGGGUACAGCGAGGCGUUGAUCACGCAGGGGAAUUGCUCAAACACGGAGUUCCAGUGUCAAUCCGGACAGUGCAUCUCCAGCGAUGGAGUUUGUGACGGGACGUCAAACUGUGAGGACGAGUCUGACGAACAGCAAAGGAUCUGCAGUUUGAUCUUCUGUCCGUCGUUUUCGUUCAGAUGUAGUUACGGAGCUUGUAUUGGUGGGUACUCCAAGUGUGACGGAGUUGUGGAUUGUCGAGAUGGAUCCGAUGAGGAUGAGCUGCUCUGUGGUAAGCCGUUUCCGGUUACUACUCCGAGGAUCGUUAGUACGAGUACAACGACCUCAACGACGACUACAACUCCAGCACCGGAAAUUGGACCAGAAGGAUCAUGUCAGGUUCCUCCGAAACCAACAAACGGACGAAUCGUCCUAGAUGAAACCGCCCAGAACAUUUCAAUCAACAGUGGAGAGUUCAUCGAGAACUUCAACUCCGUGUUCGUCAUCUGUGACGACAAGUACACGAUCAAGGGAGCGGCCACCAUAAUCUGCCUGGACGGAAUAUGGCUCGACCCAUUCCCGAUCUGCGAGCGCUACUGCUCGGAGAUCCCGAUCAACGGCAUUACCGUGCAGCCAACCUGCGAGUACCAGCGCAAGCAGAUCACCUGCAAGCGACCACUCCCACCCUCAACCAAAGCUCGAAUCGACUGCAAGAUCGGCUACCAGAAACCGUCGGCGCCCCUGAACGAAACCCUCACUUGCACUGACGGCACUUGGGACAGCUCCGUCUUCCGGUGUGAACCCGUCUGCGGAACGCCAACCCCGGACGCCGAAGCGUACAUCAUUGGCGGCAAGAACGCCUCGAUCGCGGAAGUUCCGUGGCACGCCGGCAUCUACCGCAACCUGGAGAACGACACCCGCGACGACCUCAAGUCCGACGACUGGGACUACAUCUGCGGCGGAACGAUCCUCACCGAACGGCUAGUCGUGUCCGCGGCGCACUGCUUCUGGGACGUGACCACCUUCCACGACGUGCGCUCGUUCGUGAUCACCGUUGGCAAGUACCGGCGUGGACUCAACACCAUCGAGACACUCCCGGCGCAAGUCCUCCGAGUCCGGGAACUCAUCACCCAGCCCCAGUACCAAGAUUUCUCCGGAUAUUACAACCUGGACAUCGCGAUCGUAGUCCUAAGCGAUUUCAUCGUGUUCAAGUCGUACGUCCGGCCGAUCUGCCUCGAGCGGAACCUCCGGACCGAGAGUGAGAAGCGCAUCAAGCCGAACAGUUUGGGACGGGUAGCCGGCUGGGGACUGACCACGUCCGGUGGCGAGCUGAGCCCGAACCUGAAGGUAGUGGACAUUGGGACGGUGGACUACUACACGUGCCGGGACUUUUCGCCGGUGUCGUACCGGCCGUUCCUGACCGGGGACAAGUUUUGCGCGGGGGAUCCAAAGACGGGAACCAGCGUCUGCCAGGGCGACAGCGGCGGCGGGUUCGCCCUGGGCCGGGACAUUUCCGGCGAAACGGUGUACUUCCUGUACGGGGUGGUCAGCUCGGCGCCGCGCUCGGCCAGCGGCAGCUGCGACAACAACAAGUACGUCGCCUUCACCGAGGUCCAGAACUACAUCCCGAUGAUCCUGGACGCCGAGAGUCGCUUUCCGGUGAUUUGAGAACGGGGGUUUUUUCUCGGUUAAAUAAAAACUCAAAAUUUGUUCAGUUUUUCAUUCCUAAA